CAGUUCGCUGCGCAGAUUACCAACCUCCAUGCAGUCCACUGCCGGCGUUCAGCCUACAAUCACAUGUGCAAUCCGUUGCGUAGUCCACCCUCUGUCCUGCAGUCCACUGUUCGCUGCGCAGAUCAGCAUCCCCUGUGCAGUCCGCUGCCCGCUGCGCAAACUCCCAAUGCGCUUUCUGGGAGCGGCUGUCUCCCAGAGUCUCCCACAGUCUUGAUGUCAUAGUGAAAGUGAAUCGCGCAUGUCGCUGCUGCUCCACUUUCUCUCUCCCACCAGAGACUCUUUCUCCUUGAUUCGAUUUGCUCCGUGAAUCAUCACGUUUGGUCUGUGAACAUCUCCGCCAUGGACGCCCAAAAAGAGGCCCUGCACAGGAUAAUCACUACAUUAGCCAAAAGAAAGGAGGAACUCCACACUUUCAUUGAAACACUCAGGUAUUCCCUAACAAGUCUGCAGAGCAACACCUCGCAAGUGCUGUCUGAUCUGGAAGAAGAGUUUGACACAUUAUUUUCCAUGCUGUACGAGAUGAAAGACAGCAUGACCGGCACAGUCAAACAGGAGCAGACUCGGAAGAUGCAGGAGCUGCAGAAUCAGCUGACUCAGAGCAGCAGUGCCUUGGAGAGCUCGGAGGAGCUGUUAGCCUUCGCCAACAAUGCAAUGCUCAUCCGAGAUGGAGAAGACUUCAUGAAGGCCGCCAAACACAUCAGAGAUAGGGUGACUGUGGCUCCAGCGUUUCGUCACACCAUGAAGCUGAAAGCUACAGCGAACAUGUCUUACCUGACGGUUGAUUUCUCUGAAGAGAGACGAAUGCUGGAAAAGCUUAGCUUUCUGCCCGUGCCCAGAGCACCAGAGAUUGAUGUGACGGGCUGCCUUGUUACCGACAACACAGUGACAGUUGCAUGGAGAAUGCCAGUGGAAGACAGCAAGAUCGAUCACUAUAUUCUGGAGUAUCGGAAAACAAAUCACGAAGGACUGCCUAGAGUGAAAGACGAAUACUGCUGGGAGGUGGCGGAUAAUGUGAAAGUUACAAAAUUCACACUGACAGGGUUAAUAUUUGAUUCUGAGUUCAUGAACUUCCGUAUACGAGCAUGUAACAAGGCUGCAGUUGGGGACUACUCUGAUCCCGUCACCUUAGAGACAAGAGCUUUUAAUUUCAACUUGGAUGCCACAUCCUCACACCUCAACCUGAAAGUCGAGGACCAAAGAGUUGAAUGGGAUCCACAGUCUGGCAAACUGGAAAGCAAGGUUAAGGGCAAAGAGAACAAGGGCGGUGGUGGAACAGCAUCUCCCAGCAGAACUAGGCCUACCUCACGAGCACCUGCAGCCAGGGGAAGAGACCGGUUUACAGGAGAGUCUUACACAGUACUGGGUGACAAAAGUAUUUCCAGUGGACAGCACUAUUGGGAAGUGAAGGCAAUGAAGGACUAUAAGUCUUAUAGCGUGGGAGUGGCCUACAAGAACUUCGGCAAGUUUGACCAGCUGGGAAAGACGAACACUUCAUGGUGUGUCCAUGUCAACAACUGGCUACAGACAUCUUUAGCUGCCAAGCACAACAACAAGACGAAAAGUCUUGAAGUCCCGGUUCCGGAUGGGAUUGGCGUCUACUGCGAUUUCGACAGAGGUCAGCUGUCCUUCUACAAUGCAGAAAAUAAACAGUUACUCCACACAUUCAAGACUAAAUUCAUCCAGCCUGUUAUACCCGCCUUUAUGGUGUGGUGUGGAGCGCUGGCGCUCUCCGCAGGCCUGCAGGUUCCCAGUAUCAUUGGGGGCUUCCAGAAGACUGACAAGGGCUCAGAGGCUCCAGCAGCCACUGUGGCACCAAGAAUUAGCUGACAGCCUUUGGAAUCUUACUUCCUAAAUACCCAUUUUGUCAGGUUUUGACAUCCUGAGUGGUACAAAUGAGAGCAGUGUAAUGUUAUCUAAUGAAUGAGAGAGUAUAGAGUAAGAUGGAGCUUAAGAAAGAGCUAUUUUUUACAGUUUGUGAAUCAACCAGCCUUUGUGUAUUUGUAUUAUUUAUACUGCAUAAACAGUAAGUCUUUUUCAGUGUAUGUGUGUGUGUGUUAUGUACAGUAUACAUUACAUUUUGGGGACAUUAAUGUGAUAAAAAAAAAACCUUUUAUAUUUUUUGGUCCCCACAAAGAGAAACCUAAUUUUAUACAAAUCUGUGACUGCAAUGAAAAAACUAACAAUCAAAAGUCUUGUACUUUGGUUACUUAUGGUUAAGUUUAGGGCUGGGUAGGGGUUAAGGUUGACAUUGUUGGAAUUAGGAUUUUUCCAAAAGAAAUGAAUAGACAGUCUCCACAAAGAUAUGAAUACAAAUGUGUGUGUGCGUGUGUGUGUGUGCACGCAUGCAUGUGUGUGUGUGUGUGUGUGCAUGUGUGUGUGCCUGCUGAGAGAUUGAAUUUGGUAUGCGAGUUUCCUAGAUGCUCCACUCCAUUACCUCAACAGUAUCCAGAUACUGUACUCAGUAUUUGAAGAUAUGUUAAAAGAGUUUCUCUGGAUGUUCUGCUCCAUCACUACAGCAGUACUCAGGUACUGUACUCAGUAUUUCACCAGACAGUCUUCAUUCUGGCUGGAACAAACUGCAGUCAUCAUAGAAGAUCAGUAAGCCAACAUUUUGACAUUUAUAUGUUUCUUUUUUUGUUGUGCUUGCAUGAUCCAUGACCUGAAACUCUCACAAUUUUUCUUGAAGCACAAAUAUGAAUGUGCCUUAUAGAAUAUGAGCCUUUGGACUGAGGGCUGUUGAGCAGAUUUUUAUCAAUCACAGAGUUCCCAAUAAUUAUUAAAAUGUUGUAUAAACCUCAGGAGAAUUAAUAAGUAUUGUAUUUAAUUCCAAAUAAAUAAUUAUAAUUUAUGCCAUAACAGAA
Paramormyrops kingsleyae is the source of this 2861-nucleotide messenger RNA. It is a transcript of the gene fsd1l, whose product is annotated as fibronectin type III and SPRY domain containing 1-like. Gene Ontology annotation, molecular function: protein binding. The record is from RefSeq and is a predicted model, not a curated record. Lineage: Eukaryota; Metazoa; Chordata; Actinopteri; Osteoglossiformes; Mormyridae.